Benincasa hispida (wax gourd) is the source of this 1005-nucleotide messenger RNA. The record is from RefSeq and is a predicted model, not a curated record. Lineage: Eukaryota; Viridiplantae; Streptophyta; Magnoliopsida; Cucurbitales; Cucurbitaceae.
AUGAAAAGAAGAGAGGACGAUAAGGAGGUGUUUGGGAGCAUUCUCAGCAACUUGGAGAAAGGACAAGGACUGCCUGAAGCUGGGGUUGUGAACCAACCAGUGCCUUUGAAGGAGGCAAUGGAGGAAGAGUCAAGGAGAAGCGCUCUGGACAUUUUGGAUCCUAAGGAAACUGCUAAUGCAGAAUCCUAUGAGGGACCCAUCAGGGUCGCUUUGGAGGAAGCGGCGGCAGAGAGGCAGCUUGAAGGGGCUGAAGAGAAGAAGAAGAAGAAGAAGAAGAGCAAAGAGAAGAGGGAUGAAGAAGAUGAGCAAGCCCAUCGAAGGUUCAAAAGAGAGCCCGAGGUAACCAAGGAACUUAUAGAGAGAAAGAUUCCUAAACGACCAAGUCCUACCACAUAUCUAUUUCCUGCAUAUGAAUCUUCAUCUGAGUCUCCCACUCCACCCAUACCAGAAUGUGAGUCUUCCACUCCACCUAUACCAGAGCUUGAGUCUCAGUCUUCUUCUUCUACUGCACUCUCAUACCUACCAUCUGUCCCUGAUGUUGAUCAUGAUCCUGCACUUGUUUGUCGGUCUGCCCGGAUCCAUUAUGAUGGAUCUAUCGAACGUUAUAAGGCUCAUCUGGUGGCCAAAGGAUAUUUACAAGAAUAUGGUAUUGACUAUGAAGAAACCUUCGCUCCAGUUGCACGAAUGACAUCUGUCGGGAGCCUAUUGGUCGUAGCAGCUACCAGUGGCACACUACUUGAGGAAGUGUAUAUGCAGCCACCACCUGACGUAUCUUCUCUACCAAAUAAGGUUUGUCUUCUUCAUCAUGCCAUUAUAUGGACUCAAACAAGCUCCUCGUGCCUGGUUUACAAUCAGUUCUACUAUUACCAACUUGGAUUUUCCUCCAGUACUCAUGACUCUACCUUGUUUAUUCGGAAAACUUCCCGUGGAAUUGUUCUCCUCCUGUUAUAUGUGGAUGAUAUGAUCAUUAUUGGUGAUGAUCCUCGGGCUAUUUCAAAUCUCUAA